CCCUGGCCACCCUGCCAACGCGACCCCCUCGCGGGCUCCGCAGGCUUAACCUCACUUGGACUCGCGGGCCGCCAGUCCGGCUCGUGGAGUGCGCACGCUCUCAACCACCCUCCCCGUUGUGCAGCCCGCGCGGUCUCCUCGGUCAGGAUGCCGGCCGCACUGACGACUCCCACCAAGCCAGAGUCCAGCUGCAGCGAAUGUGAAUGCAGCUGCGACGAGAGCGACGGCGGCAACCUGGGCGCGAGGGAAGCUGAGGAGGAGGAGGAUGAGGAGCAGCCACUGGCGGAGAAGAGGGUGAGCACCUGGAAGCAGUUCUGCAGGUCAGCAGGGAUCCACGGGCUCCACUACCUCGCGCGCGACGGCAGCUCCAAGCUCGAAAGGACGUUCUGGGCUUUCUGCCUGCUGGUGUCCCUCGGGGGCUGCUGUGCGCUGCUCUCCCGUAUGUACUACCGGUGGGAGUCCACGCCCAGCAUCUCCACGAGCGAGAUCCGGGUCCAGCCGCUGUUCGAGCUGCCCAUGCCCGCAGUCACCAUCUGCCCCGAGCUCAAGAUCAAACGCAGCGCCCUGGAUGGGAUGGAGGGCAACGAGACCGUGGCACAGCUUGAGCAGGGCCUCAAUUCGAUGCUCUGCGAAAACACGUCGAUUCCAGAGUCUAUGAAGACAAUAGGAAAAGAUCAAUUGGAUUUCCUAGUAGACGUGGCGCCGAAAUUUUCCGAUUUUGUGUUCGGUUUUCGUAGGAAGAACAUGUUUUACUCCUCCCUUCAGGGAGAUGAGGACGGCUUUGCAGUAGGAGAAGAGUUUUGGCAGCCCAUCCUGACCGACGAGGGUUUGUGCUACACCAUCAACCUGCUCACUCCGGCCGAACUGUUCAAGGAGGACACGGCGCAGCGCGUGCCCCCGCACCCGGACCCCCCCAACGUGACCCGACUCACGGCGGACGGCUGGGACCCCGUCACGGGCUACGCCACCGACAAGUUCAACAUGAGCGCGGACGACUCGUACCCGGUGCGUGCCAAGCGCAACGCCCUGAACGGCUUCUUCGUGGCCAUGUGCGUCCCCGAGACGGACAUGGACUACUCGUGCCGCGGGCCGCUGCAGGGCUUCAAGGCCGUGCUGCACAGCCCGACGGAGCUGCCGCACAUGCAGGACUCGGUGCGCGUGCAGCUGGGCGAGGAGACGCUCAUGCAGAUCCUGCCCUACACCACGUCCACGUCGACCGAGCUCGCCGGCCUGGACCCGUUCCGCCGCGGCUGCUACUUCCCCGGCGAGCGCCAGCUGCGGCACUUCGAGGUGUACACCCAGAACAACUGCGAGCUGGAGUGCGCGGCCAACGCGUCGCACAAGGCGUGCGGCUGCGUCAGCUUCUACAUGCCCCGCUCCCCGGACACGCCCAUGUGUGGGCCGGGCAGCAACGAGUGCGUGCGCGAGGCGGAGGUCGAGCAGACCCUGCUGGAGAUGAACGCCGCCGCCAAGGGCCGCGGCACGCCGAGCGAGACGGGCUGCAACUGCCUGCCGUCCUGCGAGGCCAUCGAGUACCGCGUGGACGAGGACCGCGCCAACUUCGAGUGGUUGGAGUCCGUAAAGGCGUGGCGCUACCCGUUCAACUUCUUCGAGGGGAAGGACUGUGCGCGCGUGUCGGUCUUCUUCAAGAACAACGCCGCCGAGAGCAGCCUCCGCAACGAGCUGUACUCGACGGAGAAGUUUUACGCCGCCUGCGCCGCGGUGCUGGGCCUCUUCACGGGCUUCAGCAUCAUCAACCUCGUCGAGGCCGCGUACUUCCUCUUCAUCGGCGUCAAGGGGAGGUUGACGCGCCGCUUCUGCAGCCCGGCUGCAGAGAAGAAGAAGACCAAGAAGAAGAGCGCCGAGGACAAAUACUAACGGCUAGAUGCGUCGACAAGCUUUCUUUUUCCACUCUUACAUUAAUUUGUCAGAAACAAGAAUAAAACAAUAAUCGUGUCCUUAUAACCGCGUAUCUAUGUUUCCACCGAGUAGGAGUUUCCGCGCCCUAGGCCAGGCCGGGACAGGGAUAACGAGCGACCAGGGAGCUGGCAGGAAAGUAUUACGUGAUGAGGUCACACGAUGGCCGCAGCCGCCGCCCGACAGGAAAGCCCCCAGGACGUCCCGCCCCGUGCCGCAGAGUGCCGCCAUCCCCAUGCGUUUCUCUCCCCCAUUCUCCCCUUUUUGCCCCCACCCUCCGUGCGUCCGCGGGUCGCAUCCCCCCCGAGGGCUGGCUGGAAGGGGCCCCACCCGGCCGGGGCCCCUGCGCCCGUGGCCGCCGCCCCACAGUCCUGUCGAGGCCGCCGCGCACAAUGCAGGCCCCCGACGACGACAGCAUCCCCGAGCAACCACCUCACCCGCUCCCAGAUCCUUCGGAUGGCGCGGUCCGUGCACGCCAGUCCUUUCGGGGGGGCCGCACCCGCGCCAUGGACGACGCCGGGGCCGAGGCCGAGGCUGAAGCAGAGGCCGACGG
Frankliniella occidentalis (western flower thrips) is the source of this 2470-nucleotide messenger RNA. RefSeq names its product pickpocket protein 28-like. Gene Ontology annotation, molecular function: ligand-gated sodium channel activity. The transcript is spliced from 11 exons. The record is from RefSeq and is a predicted model, not a curated record. Bases 148 to 1878 code for a protein of 576 amino acids. Gene Ontology annotation, cellular component: membrane. NCBI's taxonomy places the organism in Eukaryota, Metazoa, Arthropoda, Insecta, Thysanoptera, Thripidae. Gene Ontology annotation, biological process: sodium ion transmembrane transport.